This is a messenger RNA of Ylistrum balloti, 357 nucleotides long. RefSeq lists its product as uncharacterized. The coding region runs from base 1 to 357 and encodes 118 amino acids. Lineage: Eukaryota; Metazoa; Mollusca; Bivalvia; Pectinida; Pectinidae. The record is from RefSeq and is a predicted model, not a curated record. The transcript has a single exon.
AUGAGAGGUACUGUCAAAGACAUGAGAGGUUCUGUCAAAGACAUGAGAGGUUCUGUCAAAGACAUGAGAGGUUCUGUCAAAGACAUGAGAGGUUCUGUCAAAGACAUGAGAGGUACUGUCAAAGACAUGAGAGGUACUGUCAAAGACAUGAGAGGUUCUGUCAAAGACAUGAGAGGUUCUGUCAAAGACAUGAGAGGUACUGUCAAAGACAUGAGAGGUACUGUCAAAGACAUGAGAGGUACUGUCAAAGACAUGAGAGGUACUGUCAAAGACAUGAGAGGUACUGUCAAAGACAUGAGAGGUUCUGUCAAAGACAUGAGAGGUACUGUCAAAGACAUGAGAGGUACUGUCAAAUAA